UAAAAUUUUAUUGUUGCUCUCAAUCGUCAUAACCUAUGUCGCAUUCACAAAAACUUGAAAUAUUUUCUAAGGAAAAUAUUUUUGAGCACUUGUAUAUAUUCUUAUAUUUUAAUUAGUCAUCCGCACGUUUGCUAAAAUAACCAUAUAUUUUUGUAUUCCAACAUAUGCUGAGUUAAUUCACUAUCGUGUAUUUCAAAAAUAUAUAAUUAUUGGCGCGCAACUUUAUUAUUGACUAUUUACAAAACAGUGAACAAAAUGGAGGCAAGAAAAUCUUCGAGGUUAGCAGAAAAAAUUGUAAAUGAAUCGAAACAACCAGAGAAGAAGAAAAUUUGUCCUGCUGCUAAAAGUAAAGCUUGUGAAAAUAAAAAUAACCAACAAUCAACGAUGCGGACUGCGGUGAGAAAUACCAAAAAAAAUAAUACUAAUAAUAUUAAUAUUAAUAAUAAUAAUAAUAAUAAUAAUAAUAAUAAUAAUAAUAAUAACAACAACAAAAUGCGUGGUAUACAUCAGCCAAUGACGCAAAGCAUGGAAUACUUGUUCAAAAUACCUCCAGCACUAAUUAGUCAUCCAGUUCAUCCGGAUGUUAGGUUAAAAAAGCUGCCAUUUUAUACAGAACUCGGUGAAUUAAUAAAACCGACAAAUUUAUUGACGUCUUUUACUACAAUUAAUACUCAGGCACAAAAUAGGUUACAUUUUUAUUUGACGCCUCAGCAGGCUGAUGAUAUGGCGAAUUCGCGGGACCGUAAUCCGGAAAAUGGUAAAAUGAGAUUUACAGUUCAAGUACAGAUACGGUUUUGUUUGCAAGGAAGUUCAGAUGAACAAGAAGACUGCAUACCCAUGGGUGUUACAAUAAAAGUUAACGAUAGAUAUUGUCCUGUACCAGUCGCGAAACCAGUUCCUGGAGCGAAGGCACCAAAAAAACAACCGCACAAGCCGGUGGACAUAAGCGCGUACGUUAGAAUAUCACCGGUAGUUGAAAACAAAAUUCAAAUCACAUGUCCGACUGACAUGUUCGGUAAAGAAUACGCAGUAGGUGUCUACCUUGUGCGGAAAUUGUCCAGCUAUGAAGUCUUGAAUCAAAUGAAAGCCAGAGGUAUCAGACAUCCUGACUGUACUCGGGGGUUAAUAAAAGAAAAAUUGAAUGAAGAUGCGGACAGCGAAAUCGCGACGACUUCUCUAAGAGUGUCGCUUGCGUGUCCUCUGGGAAAAAUGAGAAUGUCUACACCCUGCAGGUCAUCAACUUGCACGCACUUGCAGUGCUUUGAUGCGGGAACAUAUUUGCAAAUGAACGAACUAAAACCCACGUGGAUUUGUCCAGUUUGCAAUAAAUCUGCGCAAUAUGAAUGUUUGGUUAUUGAUGGAUAUUUUAUGAGUGUUUUACUGUCCAAUGAAUUGCUGCCGGAUGUUAAUGAAAUCCAGUUAUUACCGGACGGGUCAUGGAGGAAUUUGGUGCCGAAGAAAGAUCAAGAAGACAUUGAACGGAAAUGUGAGCCUGUGUACCAGCUUCAGAUAAAAGUCACUAAGGCACCUGAUGAUUUUGUUGAUGACAAGACGAAAGUUGGGUUGGAAGAGAAAAAAAUUGAUCUAGUUGAUUUAAUUUCAAGUGAUGAAGAGGAUGCUGAGAAAGAGGAAAUUAAUAGUGUAGCUGCUAAGUGCAAAAGAAAAUUAAGUUCUGAGAACAAAAACAGGAGCUGCGGGGAUUGGAAUUCUGAAAUUAUAAUCAUUGAUUUAGAUUAAAAUAAUUCUGUUAUUUAUAUCUACACUUGAUAAAUUUAAAUUUGUAAAAUAUAUUUCUGACUUAGAAAUUUUUUUUACAAACAUUUAAUAUAAUUUUUUUAAAUUAAUUUUUUCAUGUACAUUAUAAAAUUUGCAUCUAAUUACAUUUAUAAUAAUAAGUUUGAUUACUAACUACUGUGUGAUUAAAAAUAAUUGUAAUAAUAAUUUAAUGAAAUCUAAUCUGGCGGUAAAUAAAAAAAUUUAUAUCGGAUUUGAAUCUUGUUAAAAAAAUUUGAUAUACUUUUUGUGAGAAAUUAGGACAGUUCUCGUCAUGUGAGAGCAGUAAAGAUUUUUUUGUAUUAUAAUUAACUUUUUUAUGCCUGUUUAAUAAUAAAUAUAUACAAUGUUGUGAUAAAAAUUAUUUAUAUUAUUUGACAAUUAUUAAUUUUUUUAGUAUUUU
Messenger RNA from Microplitis mediator, 2176 nucleotides. RefSeq names its product E3 SUMO-protein ligase PIAS2-like. The transcript has a single exon. The coding region runs from base 256 to 1737 and encodes 493 amino acids. The record is from RefSeq and is a predicted model, not a curated record. Gene Ontology annotation, biological process: regulation of transcription by RNA polymerase II; protein sumoylation. Lineage: Eukaryota; Metazoa; Arthropoda; Insecta; Hymenoptera; Braconidae. Gene Ontology annotation, molecular function: zinc ion binding; transcription coregulator activity; SUMO ligase activity.